CAAUCGGCCGAACGCUGCGUCAGCACCCUGCUCGACCUCAUCCAGACCAAGGUCAACUACGUGGUGCAGGAGGCCAUCGUCGUCAUCAAGGACAUCUUCCGCAAGUACCCCAACAAGUACGAGAGCGUGAUUGCCACCCUCUGCGAGAACCUCGACUCCCUGGAUGAGCCCGAGGCCCGGGCUGCCAUGAUCUGGAUCGUGGGAGAGUACGCCGAGCGGAUCGACAACGCCGAUGAGCUGCUGGAGAGCUUCCUGGAGGGCUUCCACGAUGAGAGCACUCAGGUUCAGCUGCAGCUGCUGACGGCCAUCGUGAAGCUGUUCCUGAAGAAGCCCACCGAGACGCAGGAGCUGGUGCAGCAGGUGCUGAGCCUGGCCACGCAGGACUCCGACAAUCCCGACCUGCGGGACCGCGGCUACAUCUACUGGCGCCUGCUCUCCACCGACCCCGUGGCCGCCAAGGAGGUGGUGCUGGCGGAGAAACCCCUCAUCUCCGAGGAGACGGAUCUGAUCGAGCCGACACUCCUGGAUGAGCUGAUCUGCUACAUCGGGACGCUGGCCUCCGUCUAUCACAAACCUCCCAGCGCCUUCGUGGAGGGCAGCAGAGGGGUCGUGCACAAGAGCUUGCCCCCACGGACGGGCUCGAGCGAAAGUGCCGAAAGCCCCGACACAGCCCCGUCGGGGGGCCCCCCGGUGAGCGGGCCUCCCGUCGCCACCUCCUCCGUGCAGAUGGGCGCCGUAGACCUCCUCGGAGGUGGCUUGGACAGCCUGAUGGGGGACGAGUCGGAAGGGCUGCGAAGUGAUGUGGGAGGCAGCCCUGCUGGGGUGGGAACCCUGUCGGGAUCCUACGUGGCGCCCAAAACGGUCUGGCUCCCUGCCAUGAAAGCCAAGGGGCUGGAGAUCUCUGGCACCUUCAGCCGGCAGGUGGGCUCCAUCUCCAUGGACCUCGUGCUGACAAACAAAGCCCUGCAGGUCAUGUCCGACUUCGCCAUCCAGUUCAACCGCAACAG
Leptosomus discolor (cuckoo roller) is the source of this 1007-nucleotide messenger RNA. NCBI's taxonomy places the organism in Eukaryota, Metazoa, Chordata, Aves, Leptosomiformes, Leptosomidae. The record is from RefSeq and is a predicted model, not a curated record.